Messenger RNA from Sphaeramia orbicularis (orbiculate cardinalfish), 1187 nucleotides. It is a transcript of the gene rsph14, whose product is annotated as radial spoke head 14 homolog. The transcript has 7 exons. The coding region runs from base 122 to 1060 and encodes 312 amino acids. Lineage: Eukaryota; Metazoa; Chordata; Actinopteri; Kurtiformes; Apogonidae. The record is from RefSeq and is a predicted model, not a curated record.
UAAACUGUCAGUACUCUGCCUGGGUCUGAAUUCUGCAUUCACCUCCACAGGUCCACCUUCAACUCUAUUUCUGAAUACUGACACCAGGUGGUGAAGGUGGUUUGGAGCGCUGGCCCUUUAAAUGCACAUGAGACAUUUCAGGCCCCGCCCCCUCCAAGAGAUUGGCUGUGCUGCUCUGUCCCGUUCAAAGGGAUCCGGAUCGGACCAGCUCAGAGUGCACAUGUCCGGUUCUGUCGUGAGUCGGACCCGGGCCCCGGUGGCCUUCGGGCGGAGGGCGGUACCGCGGCUGUUCGAGGAGCUCCGGGACCCGGACCCAGAGCGGAGGAUCCGGACCCUGAACUCACUCUGCGACCUGGUCCACGACCCGGAGCGGCUCUACCAGACCGUGACGGGAGGUUUUAUGGAUCAGAUCCAAGUUUUAUUAAAGGAUGAAAAUCAAGCGGUCCGAAGGAAAACCUGUGAACUGCUGCACCUGCUGACGUCACACAGCCUGGGCAGACAGUCCCUCCUGGUGUCAUCUCUGGUGUCCCCGUUGUCUCAGUUGUUGGACGACCCUUCAGGUUCCUGUCGAACCAGCAUCCACCGAGUCCUGAACAGACUGGCUCUGCUGCCCGCAGGUGCACAGGCUCUUCUGCCUCUGGUUCCCAAACUGAUGCAGAAGCUGAAGGAGGACCAGGAGGACCAGGAGGAGGAGCUGGUCCUCCUUCUGUCCACCCUCAGCUCCUGUUGUCGUAGUGACGCUGUUCCUGCUCUGUCAUUGGACGGCGUCGCUCUGCUCCGACACAAACUAGAACAUCAACGCACAGAAGUUCGAAGGAACGCAGCAGGAACCAUGAAGGAACUGAGUGUUCCACUGGAAGGGAAGCGUCAGAUCUGUGAGGAGGCGGUCAUUCCGGUUCUCGCUGCUCUGUUAUUGGAUGAGGACCUGGAGGUCCAGACCAACUCUGCAGGAACUAUCAUGAACACUGUGAUCCUCACUGAAGAACCAGGACCAGGAGGUCUGGAUCAGGAGGCGGUCUCUGAUCCUGUUCUGUCUGAGGACUCUGACUUCUGUGGCUGAAGCUCCAGAAGGACGGGUCCUCCUGCUGGACCAGGUCCCUCUGCUGGUCCACCAGACCCAGGAGGACCAGGACCAGGAGGUCCGACGGGCUGCCAAGACCGCCCUGAGGGUGGUCACCUGGACCCCC